CACGUGACGUGUGUGUGGACAUUUUAACCCGGAAGUCAGGUGAGCUUCAGGUAGCUGUCGAAACAAAGAGGCGAAGGAAACACCUCGAAACCGCGGGCAGGAAUCCGAACUGAUCUGAAGAUGGAUAUCAGCCAGGAGCGGAUUGUGUCGGUGCUGGUUGAAGAAGGUGGGAAGAUUAAAAACUCGGACUUGUUGAAUAAGUUUAAAGGCCCAUUAAACUGCAGCGAUCCAGCCGAGAAGAAGCAGAACAGAGAUCUGUUCAAGAUGAUCAUCAACAACCUCGCCGUGGUGAAGGAAAUCGAGGAGGUGAAAUACAUCGUGCUGAGGAAGAAGUUCCAGCAUUUAGUGCAGCUCAGGUCAGGGGAUGGGGGUGAAGAGCAGGAGGUGGGAGGAGGUGCUGAGCUGGAGCAUGAGGAGCUGAAGCCUGCAGCAGAGCACAAGCAGCACAGAGAGGUGUGUGAGCACGAACAUGCCGAUGAAGCACCUCCUGAUGAGAACAGAUCACAGCAGAAAACUCCCUCGGACAGUGAAGCUGAGUCCUCAGACAGCACUCCAGCUCCCUCCUUCAUUGAGCUGGCUUUACAAAGACAGAAGUCUACAGACGUCAAGGUGAAGAAGUCACUGCACUUCGUAAUGCCUCUCAAAUCCGGUACCGACGACGCACAGAAGCACAGACCUGCCUGCGCCAACAACCCUGAGACGAGCUCACACAAACCUUUCUUCCUGCCGUUACGCAUGCCUCCCGUGGUGAUCACGCCUGUGGCACAGGAAGAGACGAAUAAAAUGAAAAUUCCACCAGAAGACAACAAUCCAGUCAAGGUUCACUUGGCUCCAGUGAACUCCGUGCCAGGGCCUCCCUGCUCACCUAGAUAUAAGAGACGCUCGUCUGUGGACAGCGUGGGAAUCGGCAGCUCUCCACAAUCACGGAGACACUGCAAAAGUGCUAAACCUGCAGACGAGCCCAAGUACAGUGACACCGUCCCGCUAGAAAGCUCUGAACACGAGUGGAUGGUGGUGUCUGCGUCAGGACGCUGGAGUUUAGUGUACGGCCUGCUGCUGAACGACGCCCAGCUGGCGGAGAAAAAGGAUUUCAUUUCGGGCUUCACGGCCCUCCACUGGGCAGCUAAGUGCGGAAACUGCGACAUGCUGUGUAAGAUCAUUGACCUGUCCAGGAAGACCGGCAAGGGCGUGGACGUCAACACCAAGUCGUACGCCGGCUACACCCCGCUACACGUCGCCGCCAUCCAUGGUCAAGAGUACGCCAUAGGCAUCCUGGUGAAUGAAUAUGGUGCCAACUAUAAUCUCCGGGAUAACUCUGGGAAAAAGCCGCACCACUACCUGGACAAAGGUGCCUCACACUCGAUCCGAGAGCUGCUUGGAGGGUUGAAGGUGGUGCCUGCUGAGCCGCAGAAGAACCCCGAGGACACUGACGCUCACAAACACACUCACACCAUCAGCCGACUCUUCCAGCCACAAACAAUAGGCUACAAGAAGAAGCCCAAAUCCAGAAGCAGUUUCUUGUCCAUGGUGGAGGAUGCGAAGGAUGAAAAGAGCGAGCAUUCGAACCCCGUGCACAGGGUUUUUUCUGAUGUAUUUUCCUAAAGGUGCUCUAUAUGUGCACAAACAUACUCUGUGACCUAUAACGUUGUCGAAAGAGCUGAAAUUAGUGCCGUUUUAACCUGUAAUUAACGUACUCUUGCACAUAUUUUAAUAAUACCUUUUUAAAUUCAGAAUGUUUUUGGUCUAAGGUUCAGUAUUAGUGUAGAUUUUGACUCAUUUAUGUUCCUGUUCUCACUUGUCUUGUAUAAACACUGUGAGAAAUUUAUCAACUAGCCGAUUAUUGUUUACUUAUAAUAUAUAAUUUAGUAAAUGAAUGAAUUUGUUAAAACUCAUGUACUGGCAUUAUGGGUGAUUUAGGUUAAAGAUAAAUAUAUUAAUUCUUACUUGUGAAUUUAAAUAAUGCUUUUUGAAGUUUGAUUAGUAGACCUGGUGAAUUAAACCUGUAUGGACUUGUCAUAGUGGCAAACAAUUUACUUCUAUAACAAGUGCCACAAAUGUUCAUGAAUAAUCAUCUGAUUCAAAACAAAUGGCACCUCUGAAGAUUUCUUAUUAAUGUACAUAAAUACUGCAUGUGCCACAUUUUCAGUGAUACAUUAUGGACACUAUGUGCAAUAAUGUGACUAAAACAUACACACUGUAAUAUAUGAGAUUUACUCUCAGUAUCACAUUGUGAGUGUGUAAAAAAUAACUUCAACCACUGUAUGAAUAUUCAUAAUAAUAAUAAUAAAAAAAUCAUGUAACCACUGUUUGUAGGGAAGUCUUAUGCCUAUGUAAAAAUCUAUAUUUGUAUAAAAUUAUUGUAACUGGAGACGAAGGACUGUUUAAGUGUUGCUCUCUGAGAUGAGACGAAAUCAAGUAUUUGCACAAUAAUGUAUAAGCAGUUAAUGUUUCAGCUGAAAUUCGCCUAGCUCCGCGGAGCUCAGCAUGAAUUUGCAUGUACGUAGCUGUGGUGGCCAAGAUCAGCCACAUGUUCCUUCAUCGAGCUGGUCAUGUGACUCAUUUUACACUUAACUGAGCAAAUGUGGUUAAGGCUAAACAAAGCGUGGACCUGCUGUGGUUGCUGCUGCUGUUUCUACUGCUGAGAUCAGAACAGUAUGAGGGUUUUGCUAUAAUUGCCAAGUUUAAAAUUGUGAAAGAAGAUGCCAGCCCUUCUAUCUGUGUGUGUGUGUGUGUGUGUGUGUGUGUGUGUGUCAGUCUGU
Pangasianodon hypophthalmus (striped catfish) is the source of this 2759-nucleotide messenger RNA. Its product is annotated as ankyrin repeat domain-containing protein SOWAHA-like. The record is from RefSeq and is a predicted model, not a curated record. NCBI's taxonomy places the organism in Eukaryota, Metazoa, Chordata, Actinopteri, Siluriformes, Pangasiidae. The coding region runs from base 121 to 1602 and encodes 493 amino acids. The transcript has a single exon. Gene Ontology annotation, molecular function: protein binding.